UCUAGUCAAUCAUUGCAUCGACUGACUAUUAUCUGAUUUCCUGUUCAAAUUUCUAGUUUCAAACUUCUCAUCACCAUGAUCACGUUACACUUCCAACUGAUAUUCCGUCUUCUUUUCAGCGGCGUCAUUCGGUAUUUUCCAGUCGAGUCAACUAUUACGGACUGUACUUGUUUUGGGAAGCGUCCAUGAUCCAGCUAGCUGCGGAAGGGUACACUCACACAGUCACAGCGCAAAGCCUGCCAAAGGACAAGGAGGUGUUCAGUUUUGGCCCUUCCACCCACUCACACAGGAGUCAUGCUGGGUGUAGAUCGUCCAGAGAGCCGGUCAUCAUUGGAUGAGCCAAUGCUUGAUGUCACAGAUCCUGCCGGUGCUUCGAGUAUCAGCUCUGCCAUAAUCGCGGCUAGUGAUGGCAGUGAGAAGGCCCGGGGGACAGGGCGACCUGGCCUAAAUAGAGUGCUGUUAAUUGUGCUAAUAGUGAUGUCAUUGAUAUCCAUUGGUUUAGCAGUAGGCUUGGGGAUAGUUGCUACUAAAUAUGUGAAGAAUGCUAGUGGGACGGGGACAGGGCAGCAGCAGCAAGCCACCAUUCCGGAUAGCUGGUUGCGCAUGUUUGCGCUGAGCGAUGUCCACCUCAACAUUCUCUACUCCGACACUGCAUCGGCGUUCGGAUACCCACCGUGCCAGAACAAGUCGACCGGACAGAAGUUUGCCAACAGGGCGCCAUUCGGCCGCGUGGGCUGUGACUCGCCGCAGGUGCUGUUCGAAUCGACGCUGUCCUCAAUGGUGGAGGUGGACCGUGCGACAAGAGCCGACGUUAUCCUAGUGACCGGGGACAAGAGUGGACAUCAUCUCUAUACAUCAGCUGAUGGGGCCAAUCAACAUGGCACCGUUGUGCUAAAAGCACAGGCGCAAUUCACGCAAACCCUAGGCCGCUAUUUCCCCGGUCGUCGACACAUUUUAACAAUGGGUAACAACGAUGUUCCCUACCAUUGGCAAGUGCCGACUAUGUCUUGGUAUGAAAGCCUGUGGCAAUAUUGGGCCCCGCUUAUCCUUUGCCCCGACUGUGCACAAGGUCGUUUCAGCACCCGUGUGAACGAGGCAGAGUUCAAUACCACGUUCUUACGUGGUGGCUACUAUAAGGUUCAGGUGUCUGACGGCCUCGUGCUCCUCAUCGUCAACUCUCUCUACUGGUCUGCUUACGCGUGGAGUCAGACAGUUCCAUUCCGCGACGAGAUCCCCGUGAUUGCCAAUGAGCAGAUGCAGUGGCUGGAGACCUCACUGAAGCAGGCUGAGUCUAGAGGCAUGAAAGCUGUCAUUGUGGGUCAUGUGCCACCUGGACUAGAUCCGUACAGACCUCACUUGAACAGAGUUGGGUACGUUCAGCAGUUCUGGUUCGACAACUACACGCAGAUCUUUUUGCAGACCGUCGCAGAAACAUUCCAAGACACAGUUGCCUGUAAUAUUUUCGCACAUCUACACAAGGAUGAUUUUCACGUGCAUUCGUACAACUCUGACAAUUCCACGCGCACCGCCACUCUGCUCCUUUCGUCCAUCUCGCCGGUGUAUGAGAACAACCCAGCUUACCGAAUGCUCUACUUCCACCCACAGGACUGGUACCUAGCAGACUAUACGCAGUACUGGACUGACCUCGUACAGGCCAACACGAGGCAAGUCAGUGCCCUGUGGCAGAAACAAUACACGUUCUCCGAGGCGUACCCUGGAGUGCAGCGGAUCGACUCCGCUCGUUUGCAGGCUCUCUGGAGUCAGAUCAUGAGCACCGACGACUCAUCUGUGUGGCUCAGGUUCAUGCAGCAUCGACAGACCAAUGCAGCCAAUACACUCAACUCCUAUUCUCGCGAUCACCUAUACUGCAUUGCCUACACGGCUAACCUCACAGCGUACGCCAGCUGCCGUCAGCAGCAUCCCUACGAGCCCAAGAGCUAGACCCUUGUCAGAUGCCUACUCUUCCGUACGUUGCUCUGAGCUCGUCUUCACUCGUAUUCGCCUGCUGCCUGUAUUACCCUGCAUCUCCGCUGCACUUCACUUCCGUGCAAUGGCUUUCACAGCCCGUUGCUGCUCUUGCCAGUCCAAGCAUACUAUUGAACGUGGACGUAUCUGCACAGGGGACAGGAUGACCUCAUCAGGCAUGGUAUGGGGCGUAGACAGGUAAAGGGAGCGGAUGUCCUCAUCAUUGAGUCAUCGGGUAUGGUGCUAGUGAAAUGGAAGGGUCAGAUUCAGCGCAGAGCAGCAGUCUUGCCGGCAGUGCUGGAUUGUCCAGCAUGUGUGUAAGGUGCGUCCCAGAUGGCUGGAAGUGUUGGGUGCUUUCAGACAGUUCUCUCCCACUAAAGCAGUGGCCGCGGGUACAUGGCACUACUGUUUGGAUCAUGAGUGGUCGUCACUGCAAUGUGAACUUGUGCUUGAUCAUGUGACACUCCUGGUCUGGAAGCUCCUGUGGCCUGGUGUACGGCCCUCUCUUUGGCUUGGUUCAUGUUCAGAAGCUGCGCUGUCGCCAUUUUCUGGUAAAACCUGGCGUAAAAUACUCUUCGUAUUUGUUCACAACGUUUUCAGUCUGAUUUUAUAUGCAUGUAGUGGAUUGGUUCACAUUCACCUCACUUAGGUCUUGAAGCUGCACUUUGGCUGUGUCAUGGAGAAAUCUCCCUUGGAUACUCCUACUGGGCUAGGACAGAGCUCUUCUCUGAGAAUUUUCUUUUCUGUAUUAUUGAUUAGAUAUUUUUUUUAUUGACAAUGACCCUCAGGUCUGUUUUUGCUUUAGAUGGCCCAUUAGAUAUUUUUCAUUGACAACUUCUUCUUUUUAAAUCAAAGUUCAGCUCCUAGGUCCUUUCGGAAUCUAUUCUUAGAUUACUUUCUAGCUUGUGUGGUACUAUUUGUAGACUGAUGCGUGAACUUACUUGUAAAGCUGUUCAUGUGUUGCAUUACUUUGGGCUUGCUGUUCAUCUUCAAAGUGCAUGAUUUGUAAUGUUCACACGCUACUUCUUUCUCAAGAUGAGUCUGAACGCUUCUUGCAGUUUCGUGUCUACAGCUUAUAAUUAUGGUUUGGACCGCAACUACCGCAACUCAAAUGUCUCUCCCAUUCACUGAUACGUGUAUUCUUGUUUUUAUCAAGGUCUGCUCAGUUCUUGGGUUCACCCAUGCAGGGUCUGUGUAUCCCA
Sycon ciliatum is the source of this 3167-nucleotide messenger RNA. RefSeq names its product sphingomyelinase phosphodiesterase D-like. Bases 295 to 1941 code for a protein of 548 amino acids. Gene Ontology annotation, molecular function: phosphoric diester hydrolase activity. The record is from RefSeq and is a predicted model, not a curated record. NCBI's taxonomy places the organism in Eukaryota, Metazoa, Porifera, Calcarea, Leucosolenida, Sycettidae. The transcript is spliced from 5 exons.